Spodoptera litura is the source of this 4636-nucleotide messenger RNA. RefSeq names its product tubulin folding cofactor D (gene TBCD). Gene Ontology annotation, cellular component: lateral plasma membrane. Lineage: Eukaryota; Metazoa; Arthropoda; Insecta; Lepidoptera; Noctuidae. Gene Ontology annotation, biological process: tubulin complex assembly; microtubule cytoskeleton organization; bicellular tight junction assembly. Gene Ontology annotation, molecular function: GTPase activator activity; beta-tubulin binding. The record is from RefSeq and is a predicted model, not a curated record.
AAAUGUUAAAUUGUCAAAUGUCAAUUGUCAUUUCAAACAAAAGCAUUCGUACCGCAACAAAAUAUUGUUUUUUUAGUUUUACUGUGUGUGAAAUUGCGUAAGCAUAUAGUUCAAAAUGGUUGGUCUAGACACAGACCUCAACCGGGACGAUGAAUGCGACAACAUUGGCUUAGGAUGUGCUUUGGAGCACUUUUCAGAGAUAGAAGAUGUAUUGAACAUGAUUGAUAAUGUUAAAAAUAUAUAUAAUACAUCAGCUUUGGAGGUAGAAUAUGAUAGACUGUAUGCAAUCUUGAAGCAAUACUAUGAACAACCACAUCUACUUGAUCCCCAUUUAGACAAGAUGUUAUCGAAGUUCCUGAGUCUAAUUAAGGAUAAAGACUCUCCGUUUGAGUUGAAGCACGCAACAUUUAAUUAUAUGUAUCAAAUCAUCAGAGUAAGAGGAUACAAGAUUGUUAUAAGACAUCUUCCACAUGAGGUGUCAGAUCUCCUAACAGUAUUAACAUUCCUGGAGGCUCAGGAUCCUAAAGACAAGGAGACAUGGAGGAGUAGAUUUGUGUUGUUGUUGUGGCUCUCUAUUGUUGUGAUCAUUCCUUUCCACAUGAGUCGGCUUGAUGGGUUUGCUCCUGGACAACCAGAUGUCGCCGAAGGAUCAAAGAAGUUGACUGUGAUGGAGAGAAUUUUCAAUAUUUGUAAGACUUACGCUAUGAGUAAGGACUCCUGUGCUGAAGCUAGUGCUUACUUAGCUUCCAAGUUUCUUAUAAGAUCUGAUGUAAAAGAGCUAUACAUGGGUGCAUUCUUCGACUGGGCCUGCGAUCUACAUUCCAAUUUACAAGAAGAGGAAACCAUUCACUAUGGUGUGUUAGCCGCUGUUGCAGCUGUACUGAAACAUGGCAAGAGAGAUGAUCUGCUACCAUUGGCUCCAAAGCUCCUGACUUGGGUGACGAACCAGAACUAUCAGCAACAUAAAGCUAUGCUCGUAAGGAAGUAUGGUGUGAAGAUUGUGCAGAGAAUAGGUCUGACAUUCCUCCGUCCGCGGGUAGUAUCGUGGCGUUACACGCGUGGUUCCCGUUCGUUGGCUGUAACGCUCGGCGGUGGAGUUGCGGCCGCUGGCGAUACUGAACCUAUCACUUCUCCACCUGAUGACGAUGACCAGGAUAUUCCUCAAGAGGUGGAAGACGUAGUAGAAUUGCUACUGUGUUCCCUGCGCGAUGAUGACACAGUGGUGCGAUGGUCGGCAGCUAAAGGCGUCGGUCGUAUCGGCGCCCGUCUGCCCGCUCUCGCGGCCGCAGACGUUUGUGACAGUGUACUCUCGUUAUUCGCCGAAAAUGAACGAGAGACUGCCUGGCAUGGAGGAUGUAUGGCGUUGGCUGAACUAGCUCGUCGCGGUCUCCUGUCCCCCGGCCAGGUGGGGCAGGGCGUGGGCAGCGUGGUGAGCGCGCUGCGACGCGACGAGGCGCGCGCGGCGGCGGGGGGCGGCGGGGGGGGCCGCGCGGCGCGGGACGCGGCCUGCCACGCCGCCUGGGCCUUCGCGCGGGCCUACGACGCCGCCGCACUCGCGCCAUACGCAAAACCUCUCGCCUUCGCGCUUAUUAGUACUGCUUGUUUUGAUAGAGAGAUCAACUGUCGUCGCGCUGCCUCAGCCGCUUACCAAGAGAACGUAGGUCGUCACGGCAUGUUCCCACACGGCAUCAACGUCCUCACUACGGCGGACUUCCAAUCUGUAGGUCCACGGAACAAUGCCUACCUAGUCAUUGCCCCACAAGUGGCCUCAUACCCCGAGUACACUCAGCCACUCAUAGACCAUCUCGUUGAACUGAAGGUUGAACAUUGGGACUGUGCUAUAAGAGAAAUUGCCGCCAAAGCACUUAAUAAGUUGACUGAUAAGAUACCGGAUUACGUAGCAACGGUUGUACUACCGAAAUUGGUGAAAAAGACUGAGUCCAUUGACCUGAAUGUUAGGCAUGGAGCCAUCUUAGCUAUCGGGGAAGCUAUUUAUGCUCUCUCUCAAGCUGAGCUACCGAAUGGUAAGACCGCAGAUUCCCUUGUGUCGGAAGACGUGUGUGUGUCAGUCCGCGGGCUGGUGGGCGCGCUGCGGUGGCGGCUCCAGUUCCGCGGGCUGGGCGGGGAACUCAUGCGCCAGGCCUGCUGCCACUGCAUCGCCGCGCUGGCGCUCGCUGACCAACCGUACCACGGACAUGAUAUUAUUGAUGAAUGGCUGAAUCUCAUCGAAGAAUGUCUAUCCCACGAAGUACAAGCCAUCAGAGAGAAGGCUAUCUACGCGUUACCUCUAGUUUUCGAACAUUACCUGCGUGAUGAUAACUUGAAGUACGGUGAGCUCACUGCUAAAGAGAAACGCAAGCAACUCAUGGAGAAAUAUUGUGAACAGCUCAGCAAUACCGGUGUCAAUGGAUUAGUGCUGAGGAUGGGAUAUGCUAGGGCUGUUGGUUCCCUGCCAAAAUUCGUGCUAACGGAACAUCUAUCAAUGGUGAUCCAAGCUCUGAUCAACUGCACUAAAGUAACAGAAGGGACACAGAAGUGGGCCGAGGCCAGACGUGACGCAGUAGUGGGACUCACUGAAGUAUGUCAGACACAGGGCAUACUGGGGGGAGUGCGGGACUAUGUGGAGGGGAUUAUACACGCGUUACUUGACUGUUUGGCUGAAUAUACUAUCGACAUGAGGGGGGAUAUCGGCGCUUGGGUGCGAGAGGCUAGUAUGACUGGUUUGCUAUCCAUCAGCCGACAGUGCGCAAUAGAAGCCCCGGAACUGAACAGUCCGGCGGUAGUGUCUGCGGUCAUGUGUGGAGUGGCCCAGCAAGCCGUGGAGAAGAUUGAUCGGACUCGAGCACACGCUGGGAGGAUCUUUACAUCACUUAUAUACAAUGACCCACCGAUCACGAACAUACCUCACCAUGAUGCCUUGAAACGCAUAUUUCCAUGUGAAGAAGUGGAACUGAAGCCUCCAGCGAAGGAAAUAGAGGAAGAUCAAACAAUGACCAGUGAGAACACUAACGUAGUACUGUGGCUCUUCCCCGGACAUACUAUGCCCAGAUUCGUACAACUGUUGAAUUAUCCGGACUAUCGGUAUAAUGUUAUCAAGGGACUGGUUGUCAGCGGUGGCGAGUUGACUGAGAGCUUGGUAAAACACACAACUCAGUCUCUCUACGCUUACCUCAUCACAUUACAUGAUAACAAAGAAAUGUUGAAGUCAAUAUGCGACACCAUCAUCAAAGUAUUUGCUGACAAUCUCCAUGUCAAGAGGAUAACUGGACCUAUGUUCAAUUUCUUGGAUCGAUUGUUGAGUUCAGGUUCUAUAUCACCAAUACUAGAGGACCCUGAGUCGACGUUCGCUAUGGACAUACUGAAGCAUUUGCAACUGGAACUUCGAGGAGGAAAGAACAUCUACAAGCUGUUAGAUUCUAUCAAUGUUUUAUGUCAGCUUAUUCAGGUGGGUGGAGUAGUUUGCAGUAGAUCGCUAGGCCAGCUAGUGAUAUACCUGUGCUACGCGGACCGCUACGUGCGUCGUUGCGCCGCGGCCAGGCUGUACGAGGCACUCACUCUCUACGGAGACGUCUGCUCCGUGCCACAGGAUAAUAUCGACCAGAUAAUGUCAGUGCUCGCAGAAACGGACUGGGAGAGAGAGGUAUCAGAACUUAGACCUAUAAGGAACGAGCUGUGUGACCUCAUGGAUAUUAAAAGACCAGUCAUGAAACAAAAAACGGCAGCGUAAGAUUGUAACGAUGGUUUUUAUUUUGUAGCACAUACUAACGCUUUGUAUAGCUUUAUUGUAUGAAGGAUUGCAUUAAAGACCGGAUUGAACGAGUUUGUCCAAUAUUAUAAAGCAACUUCCCCCAGGAAUCCAUGGGUUUAGGCAUCGGACUUGUACUAUUGUGUUGCGAGUGCUAAUUAAAAUUUUGUAGGUUAUGUUUGAGAAAGAAUCUAAUGUAAACUUGUUUUUAACAAAAUAAAAUAAUAAUAGUAAUUUUAUGCAAAAUUAUUAUGUUUCUUAUGUUCAUAAAAUGUGUUUGAAUUGUUAAAGUAUGUAAACACAUUGUCUACAAAUACUUUUUUGAGACUGAGAUUUCAUAGUAACGUUAUAUAAACAAACAUGAAUAAUGUUUUUUUUUUCUUUAUCAAUGACCAGUCUGCACUUUUAAUAAAUUCACGUAUUCUUGAAUUUCUAGUGCAAUGACAUUGAAAUUCGGACGUCCUUUAUUAUGAUAAUUCUAUUUAAUAAGCAGUAUAUAUAAUACAUUAUUAUUCACUUUUGUCAUAAAUAACGAACAAUCUGGUCUUUAAUGAUUACAUUGAUGAUUGCAAGUAACUCAAUACUGCAUCAUUCAGUUCUUUCCCGCUGAAGAAAUAUCGUUAUAUUAACUUGCUAAUGUGAUAAUACGUGCUAUGAACUUGUGUUAAAGUAUGUUUUCAUUGAGCAAAUGUGUGAUUCAAGAUGACUUGUGGAAAUGCACAUUGAAUGUGAGUCACUGUUCUGAUAGAGAACUCUAGAGCAGACCUCUGUUUCUUGAAUAUCUGCUGAGUAAUAACUGAGAAUGGUUUUUAAUAUACAGUGCCUUUAGCCAAACGCCACUUUAGCGCUUGUCUACAGAGAGAGUAGAAAUCAAAAUGUAUGGAGAUGACA